AGUGGAUGCUAUCCCAGUAUGUCGGCGAUCGCAAAAGACGUUGACCUUGUCUUUACAAAUGCCCAGCAGUAUAAUCUGGAAGAAAGUAUUAUCCAUCAGGACUCAAUAACUCUUAGGAAUCUCGCUAUACGCAAGGUGCAAGACUUGAUCACCACAUAUGGGGAAACGGGCUCCUCUCGCUCCCCGCGCCGAUCAUCUGCCGCCUCGUCUCCACAUUCCGCUUUACCUAGUCCUGGCGCUACUAGUCUCGUUUAUUCAGUUGGUCAGAUAACUCCUGGAUCAUCUUCUCUUGGAUACCAAGGACCUGGUACCAGUGUCGGCUCAGGACUUACUACACUUGGGGGCCAAACGACACCUCAACACAACCAACAACCCGGGAUUAUGAUUGCCAGUGGUCCGGCCACUGCCGGACAGGUCAUGUCUAUACCAGGAGCAAGUGGCUCUAUCUCUGGACCCACAGGGAUCCUAUAUUCACCAGGACAAAUUAACAGUCCGCCUAACCUUGCUGGCAUGCUGGUGACCGCCUCAGGUCAUGUGAACAAUCCAAAUGUGCCGGGCCAACACGUCGUACAGCUAGAGCCUGGACAGCUGGUCUACUCGACAAGUCAGUCGCUGCAUCCACAUGCUUAUCAUGCUCAUCAUCCUCACCAUACUGGGCUUCAGACAGCAUCUCAAUCUUCAUACAUAGGCUCGAAUGGGCAGACAUUGCCACCAGGUUCUCUCUAUGCCGUGGCUUCUGGAAACUCAGCUACUGCUGCUGAAGCCCUU
Molecule: messenger RNA, 768 nt
Organism: Protopolystoma xenopodis
Lineage: Eukaryota; Metazoa; Platyhelminthes; Monogenea; Polystomatidea; Polystomatidae
Source: the annotation of a GenBank genome assembly